Molecule: messenger RNA, 1036 nt
Organism: Eutrema salsugineum
Lineage: Eukaryota; Viridiplantae; Streptophyta; Magnoliopsida; Brassicales; Brassicaceae
Product: proteasome subunit beta type-6
Exons: 8
Coding region: 165-866 (233 amino acids)
Cellular component (GO): proteasome core complex
Molecular function (GO): threonine-type endopeptidase activity
Source: RefSeq, a predicted model, not a curated record
AUCCAAAAAAAGUAAUAAUAACAGAGAAGAACCCGACUUGGGGUAUAAGCCAGUUCUUCUUCUUUUUUCACGCUUCUCAUCAGUCAUCACCGUAAUCUGUAUUAUUCACGAAAUUUGAACUCAAAGAUUCUUUACAUUCAGUACAAGCUUCGAAUUCGACAGCGAUGGAUCUCAAUCUCGAUGCGCCGCACUCCAUGGGAACGACUAUCAUCGGCGUCACUUACAAUGGAGGUGUCGUCCUCGGAGCCGACUCUCGUACCAGCACCGGGAUGUACGUAGCGAAUCGGGCUUCAGAUAAGAUCACACAACUCACCGACAAUGUCUACGUGUGUCGCUCUGGAUCGGCUGCUGAUUCUCAGGUUGUCUCGGACUAUGUCCGCUACUUCCUUCACCAGCACACAAUUCAGCUGGGACAGCCUGCGACUGUAAAGGUUUCGGCCAACCUCAUUAGGAUGCUCGCGUAUAACAACAAGAACAUGCUGCAAACUGGCCUCAUAGUUGGUGGCUGGGAUAAGUAUGAAGGCGGGAAGAUCUACGGGAUUCCACUUGGUGGAACUGUAGUGGAGCAACCGUUUGCUAUUGGAGGCUCUGGCUCGAGUUACCUUUACGGGUUCUUUGAUCAGGCUUGGAAAGAAAACAUGACCAAAGAAGAAGCCGAGCAACUUGUUGUCAAGGCGGUUUCACUAGCCAUCGCCCGUGAUGGAGCCAGUGGAGGCGUCGUACGGACUGUCAUAAUCAACUCAGAGGGAGUGACGAGAAAUUUCUACCCUGGGGAUAAGUUGCAGCUUUGGCACGAGGAGCUAGAGCCACAGAACUCUCUACUGGAUAUCCUCAACGCUGCUGGUCCUGAACCAAUGGCCAUGUGAUGCAAACAAUCAUCACUAUCUUACUCUGUUAAACAACCGUUUUUAGAUAUUUUUCAUUACAUUUACCGAUGUCUUUUAAGACCAAGACUCUAAACUCUGUUUGAGGUUCUUUUGUACUUGACCUUUUAAUGGAUAUCAUGUUUGCUAUGAUUAUGGUGUUAAUUCCUCCU